Salvia splendens (bonfire salvia) is the source of this 2573-nucleotide messenger RNA. RefSeq names its product E3 ubiquitin-protein ligase COP1. Gene Ontology annotation, biological process: proteasome-mediated ubiquitin-dependent protein catabolic process. Lineage: Eukaryota; Viridiplantae; Streptophyta; Magnoliopsida; Lamiales; Lamiaceae. Gene Ontology annotation, molecular function: protein binding; ubiquitin protein ligase activity. The transcript has 13 exons. The coding region runs from base 137 to 2275 and encodes 712 amino acids. The record is from RefSeq and is a predicted model, not a curated record.
GGUCAGUUGUAGCCCAUUCAAAUAUCUCUUCCCUUCUCUUCUCUUCUCUUCUCUUCUAACCGUUUCCGCCUCUCCUUCCUUCUCCUAUACAAACACCCACAACUCUCAUACCUCAUGUAGACCCAUUCUGCUCAAAAUGGGAGCCCAGACCACUUCAAUUGGCGGCCCUCUCGUGCCUACCGUCAAAUCAGAGCCGGUGGAUUCCUCCGCCGGUGCGCCGGCGCCGUCGCCGUCGCCGCCGCACUCGGAGAUGGAGCACGACUCUGAUAAGGACAUCCUCUGCCCUAUUUGCAUGCAGAUCAUCAAGGACGCUUUCCUCACUGCCUGUGGCCAUAGCUUUUGCUACAUGUGUAUCGUCACUCAUCUUCAGAACAAGAGUGAUUGCCCCUGCUGCUCUCAUUUCCUCACUGCUAAUCACCUCUACCCUAAUUUCCUCCUCAACAAGUUAUUGAUGAAGACUUCUGCUCGUCAAACAGCUAAAACUGCUACUCCUUUGGAACAACUUCGCCAGGCACUCGAACGGGCCAGUUAUUUGCUGAAAGAGUUAUUUCUAAUAGCAAUGUGUUUUUACAGCAUGGUAGUGUGUCUGUCUAAGCACACAAAAUCUACUAUUGGAGCUAAUAAUUACCAUUUGGGAUGUGAAGCUUCAGUGAAGGAUCUCGAGAGCCUCAUGUCUCUUCUUUCAGAGAAAAAAAGUAAAAUGGAGCAAGAAGAAGCCGAAACAAAUCUACAGAUCCUGCUUGAUUUUAUGCUUUGUCUGAGAAAGAAGAAGCUUGAUGAGCUCAAUGAGGUACAAUCUGACCUAAAGUAUAUUAAAGAAGAUAUUCAUGCAGUGGAGAGACGCCGAAUAGAGUUAUACCGUCGAAGGGAUAGAUAUUCAGCUAAACUAAGAAUGCUUGGUGAUGAUCCUUUUUCCAAAUCAGCAUGGCCGUCGGUGGUUGAAAAACAUGGUGGUGCUACAGCCAGCAGACCUUCUCUCACACCUGGCCAAUCCCGCCUGACGUCAGGUGAUCUUCAUAACAAGAAAGCUGAUGUGAGAUCUUCUGCUAGUCAUUUGGUACUAGGGAAGGAUAGUUAUGGUGGGUCAGACAUCCAGAAUCCUUCUCAAUCAGGACAGGCAUUAGCAAGGAAGAAAAGGGUUCAUGCUCAGUUCAAUGACCUGCAAGAUUGUUACUUGCAAAAAAGGCGGUAUUGGGCGAAACAAAUGCCAGAGCAGCAAGGACGUGACUCACUGAGUUCAAAGAGAGAAGUAUACUCUGUAGGUCUUGAGGAUUUUCAGUCUGUUCUAUCAACUUUCACAAGAUACAGUCGGUUGCGGGUUGUUGCCGAACUCAGACAUGGAGAUCUUUUUCACGCGGCUAACAUUGUAUCAAGCAUAGAAUUUGAUCGAGAUGAUGAAUUAUUUGCUACGGCUGGAGUAUCACGACAGAUCAAGAUUUUUGAGUUUUCAUCAGUGGUUAAUGAACCAGCCGACUCUCAAUGUCCUGUAGCAGAAAUGUCUACUAGAGCGAAGCUAAGCUGUUUAAGCUGGAACAAGUAUGCAAAAAAUCAUAUUGCCAGCAGCGACUAUGAAGGCAUAGUAACUGUUUGGGAUGUGACUACUAGACAGAGUGUGAUGGAGUAUGAGGAGCAUGAGAAACGUGCCUGGAGUGUAGAUUUUUCAUGCACAGAUCCUUCAAUGCUUGUAUCUGGUAGUGAUGAUUGCAAGGUCAAAGUAUGGUGUACAAACCAGGAGGCGAGUGUCCUAAACAUUGACAUGAAGGCAAAUAUAUGUUCAGUCAAAUAUAACCCUGGAUCCAGCAUCCAUGUCGCUGUUGGCUCCGCAGAUCAUCACAUUCAUUACUAUGACUUAAGAAAAGUUAGCCAGCCACUGUAUAUAUUCAGCGGACACAGGAAGGCUGUGUCAUAUGUGAAAUUUCUGUCCAGUGAUGAGCUUGCUUCUGCUUCAACAGACAGUACUUUGCGCCUAUGGGAUGUUAAGGAAAAUGUUCCUCUGCGCACUUUUAGAGGCCAUGCAAAUGAGAAGAACUUUGUGGGGCUAACAGCAAACAGCGAAUACAUAGCAUGUGGCAGCGAAACAAAUGAAGCAUUCGUCUAUCACAAGGCAAUAUCUAAGCCGGCAGCAUGGCAUAAAUUCAAUAAUUCUGAAACAGAAGAAGGCGAAGAAGAUGCGGGGUCCUACUUCAUAAGUGCUGUGUGCUGGAAAAGUGAUAGCCCAACUAUGGUUACAGCAAACAGCCAAGGGACUAUAAAAGUCCUCGUUCUCGCUCCCUGAAACUGCAAGCAUAUGAAAGAAGAAGUGCAGGGCGAAGUUCUUUACUAACUCUUUCUGUUGUUGGUGUUGUGGUAUCAUGGGUAAGUUUAUUAUUUGCUUGUAAAUGAAAAUCAUAUUCUUUUUGGGAGAUGUGUUUUCAUAAGCAGAAGUAGUAGUUUGGUUUGUUUUUUUUUUAUGUUAUUCGAUUUUGUUUUUAGAUUAGCCUCUGUUUAUAUAAAAUGUUUAGAGAUAAGCUUCCUUGCUGUGUAGAAUUACAGUUCAGCUCUAAAGAUAUGAAGCUCUUCGUGUUUUCAUUUUA